Phycomyces blakesleeanus NRRL 1555(-) is the source of this 2108-nucleotide messenger RNA. RefSeq lists its product as hypothetical. The coding region runs from base 1 to 1833 and encodes 610 amino acids. The transcript is spliced from 3 exons. The record is from RefSeq and is a predicted model, not a curated record. NCBI's taxonomy places the organism in Eukaryota, Fungi, Mucoromycota, Mucoromycetes, Mucorales, Phycomycetaceae. Gene Ontology annotation, molecular function: protein binding.
AUGCCCACCAAUGACAAUUCGGGACAUCAUCUUUUCAAACUUGCAAACGGUCACUUAUUCGGACGCAAGGGUUACCACAAGUCAGCAGAAACUGCGAUUACAUAUUACCGCAAGGCAGCCUCACUCGGCUGUGCUCCUGCAGAGAGUGUUCUGGGUUUUUGUUACGAAUUCGGCUUCGGAGUCACAAAAAACUUUGUUUUAGCAGAAAAACACUAUUUAGAGGCAGCAAAAUCUCAAGACGGACUCGCUAUGGCUCGACUAGCUUUCUUACGCAAAUACGGACGCCCAAACGUAAAAAUCGACCGUGUAGAGGCCGAAGAAUGGUCAGAACGUGUGCGACACUGCCCCAAUGCAGUCAAAUGGAUCGUAGAGGCAGCAACAGUAGAUGGUGAUGCAGCAGCACAGUAUGCACUUGGAGUGUGUUACCACGACGGAGUAGGUAUGCCCAAGGACGACCACGCAGCCUUCCGGUGGUACAAAGCCAGUGCAGAACAAGGCAAUGCUCGUGGACAGGGUAUUCUAGGCUACUGCUAUGGCGAAGGCUUUGGAGUCCCCAAAGACGAGGUCGAGGCCAUGAAGUGGUACCGCCUAGCAGCUGCCCAGGGAGAAACGGUGGCGAUAUACAACGUCGGCUAUUGUUAUGAAGAUGGCAUCGGAAUCGAGAAAAACGUCGAAGAGGCCGUUAGAUGGUACAGACUCUCGGCCGAAGAAGGAAACGCAUUCGCCCAGAACUCACUUGGGUACUGCUUUGAAGAUGGCAUUGGCGUCGAAAAAGACUUUGAGCAGGCUGUGUUCUGGUAUAAGGCCAGUGCAGAGCAGGGAUAUCCUUGGGCAGAAUGCAACCUCGGUUACUGCUACCAGAAUGGGAUUGGUGUUCCCAAAGAUGACACCCUGGGCGCCCAUUGGUACCGGAAAGCUGCCCUCCAAAGUCACGCCAGAGCACAGCAUAACCUCGGUUUCUGUUACCAGAAUGGCAUCGGUGUCCCAAAGAACGAACCCGAGGCAGUCAAAUGGUACCGUCGAUCGGCCGAGCGAAAGAACAUCUUUGCCUACCACUCGCUGGGCUACUGCUUCCAGAACGGAAUUGGUGUUGCGAUCAACGAGCAAGAGGCGGUCUACUGGUACUACAUGAGUGCAGAGGGUAACCAUGCACCGGCACAGCUGUCACUUGGUUACUGCUAUCGCAAUGGAAUCGGGGUGCCCAAAAACGAACGAGAGGCCGUCAAAUGGUUCCGCCGAUCGGCUGAGCAAGGCAAUGCACUCGCACAGAACUCACUUGGUUUCUGUUUCGAAGAAGGACUCGGGGUGAAAAAAGACAGUCCACGAGCCGUUUACUGGUACCACAAAUCCGCCCGACAGAACAAUCCGUGGGCCCAGUGCAAUCUUGGGUUUUGUUAUGCAAAUGGGAUUGGUAUCAACCGCGACAACACCAAGGCCGUUUAUUGGUAUAGACAGGCAGCCCUACAGAACCAUGCUCGAGCACAAGAUAAAUUGGGUCUCCAUCUCCAGGCAGGUUUAGGUGUUGACCGCAACUUGGAUGAAGCGUUUGAUAUGUUUAAACGGGCAGCCGAACAAGAUCAUGUAGCAGCCCAAUUCCAUCUUGCCAAUUGCUAUGAAAAAGGUCUCGGGUGUACUAUCGACCUUCGUGAGGCUACUUUGUGGUUCGAACGUGCAGCGAUGGCUGGUUGUCGCAGUUCACACGAAAGACUUCGUCGUCUUUUAGUACGUGUCUGUCUGUUUUCACCUGGAUCCACAGUAUUAUCAUCUAAUGCAACAGACGAUGACCUUAUAUGCUCAGGAUUCAUUAGUGGCCACAGUGCGCCGGCCGCCUAAAAAAAACACCAAAAAAAAACAAAAUGGAACAAAAUAUAUAUUUUUUAUAUAUAUUUUAUAUAUAUAUAAAAAGUUUUAGUUUUACUUUUACUUCUUCUACUUCUUCUACUUCUUCUAACUCUGUCCAUGUACCUUUCAACCACACUUCCCCUUCUAGCAUUAUCUUCUUCUUUUUUAUCUCUCAAAUUAUUCAAAAUAAAAUAAAUCAAUUGAAAAAUACAAUACAAUACAACACAAUGCAAUGCAAUAAAAAUAAAUAAAUAAAUAGGAAAUAU